GCACAAUUGAUGACUAUGUGCAUCGCAUUGGUCGAACCGCUCGCGGGAAAGAUGGCAAAGGACAUGCUUUGGUUUUCUUUGAGUACUGGCACAAGGAACCUGGUAUUGCUGAUGAUCUAUGCCAACUGCUGAUAGCAUCAGGGCAACCAGUGCCUGAGGACUUGAAAAGGAUAGCAGGAGAAGUAGCUGCUGGACGGCGUCAG
Messenger RNA from Durusdinium trenchii, 203 nucleotides. Lineage: Eukaryota; Dinophyceae; Suessiales; Symbiodiniaceae. The record is from the annotation of a GenBank genome assembly.